AGCCGCCAGCCAGGGGAGUGGUGGCCACAGCAGCAAAUGACAGCCAGUGCACAUGGCUGGGGACACCGGGAUGGCCAGGAAGCCCAGACCCUCAGCAUCACUGGUGCCCAGACCACCCAGCUCCUGGUGGAGCCCCCCUGGAGGCCGGCGGCGCUGUGGGACCGGGUGACACUGACCUGCCAGGGCUCGGGGACUGCCGGUGCCACCACCUGGUACAAGGACGGGCAGCGUUGGUGGCAGGAGGGACCUGACCGCCUCAGUGUCACUGAGAGUGGCACCUACACAUGUGACAGACCCGGCACUGGGCGCAGCCCCCCCUUGACAGUCUCAAAUGACCCACUGGUGCUGCAGGUGCCAGCGCGGGCACUGCUGGAGGGGGACACCUUGACACUGCGCUGCCGGUGCCGGCAGGACAACCAUCUCACCAGGGUGCAAUUUUACCGGGAGGAGAAGGAUCUCAGGAGGUCCCUCAAGGGGACUGAGCUGUCCCUUUCACCUCUGCAGCUGCACCACAGUGGCCACUACAGAUGUGAGGGCUUGGUGGGGUCCUGGCAGUCACGGUCAGCACCAGUGACAGUGACAGUGCAUGAGCUCUUCUCGGUGCCAAUGCUGGAGGGUCCCCAGGAGCUCACUGAGGGGUCCACCCUGAAUCUCAGCUGCCUCAGCACCCCCAGCCCCCUGCGGCCCCAAGCCCCACUCCUGCACAUGUUCUACCGGGACGGGCAGGUGGUGGGGGGCCCGCAGGGGUCCCCGCAGCUGCUGGUGCCUGCUGUGAAGGUCUCCCACUCGGGGAAUUAUGGCUGUGAUGUGCACUCCCAGUGGGGGUCCGUGCAGAAGAGCAGCAACCGGCUCCUUGUCACGGUGUGCAGGGUCCCGCCCUCAGGGGUGUCCCUGUCAGCGCAGCCCCCCGGGGGACAGGUUGCACUUGGGGACAGCCUGGUGCUGAGCUGUAAGGUGGCCAUAGGGACAGGUCCCCUGUCCUUCUCCUGGCACCGGGAGGGCUCACGGGCACUGCCAGGAACCGGCCCCCGCCUGGAGCUGCGCCAUGUUGGGGACAAUGACAGCGGCCAGUACUGGUGCUGGGUCAGUGACGGGAACAGCGUGGCCGAGAGUGACCCCCUGAAUGUCACCGUCCUGGUGCCCGUGGCCAAUGCCACCAUCACCCCUGGUCCCCUGUCACACCAGGUGCAUGCAGGUGACAACAUGACCCUGCGCUGCUCAGUGCAGGUGGGCUCAGCCCCUGUCACCUUCACCUGGCUGCACAACGGGCAGGAGGUGGCCCACGGUCCCCUCCUGGAGCUCAGGGACAUCGAUGUGGGACAUUCGGGCACCUACCAGUGCGUGGCCACCAACCAGCUGGGACAGGAUGGGCACCGCGUGUUCCGGGCACUCAGCCCUGAGCUGGCCUUGGAGGUGACACCUGGCUCACCCUCGGUCACAG
Messenger RNA from Zonotrichia leucophrys gambelii, 1441 nucleotides. Its product is annotated as Fc receptor-like protein 3. The record is from RefSeq and is a predicted model, not a curated record. Gene Ontology annotation, biological process: cell surface receptor signaling pathway. The annotation marks the transcript as partial. The transcript has 7 exons. Gene Ontology annotation, cellular component: plasma membrane. NCBI's taxonomy places the organism in Eukaryota, Metazoa, Chordata, Aves, Passeriformes, Passerellidae. Gene Ontology annotation, molecular function: transmembrane signaling receptor activity.